Molecule: messenger RNA, 1026 nt
Organism: Papaver somniferum (opium poppy)
Lineage: Eukaryota; Viridiplantae; Streptophyta; Magnoliopsida; Ranunculales; Papaveraceae
Product: peptidyl-prolyl cis-trans isomerase FKBP20-1-like
Exons: 6
Coding region: 239-808 (189 amino acids)
Biological process (GO): protein peptidyl-prolyl isomerization
Cellular component (GO): cytoplasm
Molecular function (GO): peptidyl-prolyl cis-trans isomerase activity
Source: RefSeq, a predicted model, not a curated record
AAGAGGGGUAGGGUAAGGUUUUUCAGAGAAAGAUAUUCUUGAUUCUCUUUGUGCUGUCUAUGGCAACAACAGUUCCUAUCUCCUCCUCCUUCUCCUACAAUACUCCUCUUGGGUCCCAAAAUUUCAGAAUCUUCCUAUUUGGUUCCAUUAAAUUCUUCUUCCUUUAACCUCACUUUUACAGGUUCUUCUGCCAAAACAACAUACCUAUCUCAACAGGGUAUUUCGAACUCCAGAAGUAAUGGGUGGUAACGAAAUUGAUUUGUCUGGGGAUGGAGGUGUUAUUAAGACCAUUAUAAGGCAAGCCAAACCUGAUGCAACUGGUCCAACUGAGAGCUUUCCACUUGUUGAUGUCCAUUAUGAAGGCACUCUUGCUGAAACGGGUGAAGUUUUCGACACUACCCAUGAAGACAAUACUAUUUUUUCGUUUGAGGUUGGAAAGGGAGCUGUGAUCAAGGCCUGGGAUUUAGCCUUAAAAACCAUGAAGACUGGUGAAGUUGCGAAAAUAGUUUGUAAGCCGGAAUACGCCUAUGGAAGUGCCGGUUCUCCCCCAGAAAUCCCUCCAGAGUCAACUCUUGUUUUCGAGGUAGAGUUGGUGGCAUGCAGACCAAGGAAAGGCUCUAAUGUCGCUAGUGUAUCGGAUGAAAGGGCGCGUUUAGAUGAACUGAAGAGGCAGAGAGAGAUGGCUGCUGCGACCAAGGAAGAAGAGAAGAAGAAAAGAGAAGAAGCCAAAGCUGCUGCAGCCGCUCGUGUGCAAGCCAAAAUGGACGCUAAGAAAGGUCCUGGAAAGGGAAAAGGAAAAGGAAAAUAAGACUUCAACCUGGCUAAUCGGGACAUCUGCACUAGUCUCUUUGUAUCUGAAGAAAGUUACCUAUGUAUUAGUCCAUAAUUUUGCUGCAACGACUAUGGUUUGGUUUCAAAUCUAUGACAAUGUAAUUCUUACUUGAGCACGACUAUAUGAGCUUGCAUAGGGAAUGUGCUGAAAUUCUUGAUGAAUGUUCCAUUUCUGGUGCUUAACAAAUGUUUUUU